ACAAAUAUUUUUGCAAGAAAACUACAUAUCCCGUGAUGCAUGUAAUCAUGUGAUCAUGAAGUGACACAACAUCCCGGAAGGGACCUACAGCUGUCAGGUUUCCCCACCAAAAUGGCGAUAUUUAGUGUGUAUAUAGUGAAUAAAGCUGGCGGCCUCAUCUACCAGCUGGAUACGCAAAGUCAGCGACCUGACACCGAAAAAACUUUCAGCUACCCGCUAGACCUUGUCCUUAAGGUGCAUGACGAUAGGGUGCUGGUGGCUUUUGGACAGAGAGACGGGAUUAAAGUUGGACAUGCUGUGCUCUCAAUUAAUGGCAUUGAUGUGAAUGGCAAAUAUGCAGCAGAUGGGAAAGAAAUCCUGGAGGUCCUUGGUAAUCCAUCAAACUACCCACUCUCCAUCCGCUUUGGCCGUCCUCGCCUUUCAUCCAAUGAGAAGCUCAUGCUGGCCUCCAUGUUCCACUCUUUGUUUGCCAUUGGAUCUCAACUUUCUCCAGAGCCAGGAAGUUCUGGUAUUGAGAUGCUUGAGACUGACACAUUCAAACUGCACUGCUACCAGACUCUAACCGGUAUAAAGUUCAUGGUUUUGUCAGACCCACGACAAGCUGGGAUUGAUUCUCUGUUACGGAAGGUCUAUGAGUUUUACUCAGACUAUGCUCUGAAAAACCCAUUCUACUCACUAGAGAUGCCCAUUAGAUGUGAACUAUUUGACCAGAAUCUCAAGGCUGCUCUGGAAGUAGCAGAGAAAGCAGGGACUUUUGGGACUAGUUCUUAAGCCUGUUUAAGAUGUCCCUUUAUAGGAUGACACCUAUGGAGUUGCUGUAAACUGUGGACUUCAAAUGCUAUUUUGGCGUUUUAUCAGUUGGAGAUACAAUUGCUUCCUGCAAAAGCCUCAGCUGUAUAUAUUGUAAUAUAUGUGUCUUUUCUGGUUUACAUUUUUUGUCCUGAAAUAUUCUGGAUAAUAAGAUGGUUUAAUGUGCUGUUGUAUAUUCUGUAUUAUUUCUCUUGUUAAAAAGACUUUCUUCCAUUUUAUCAGUAAACACGUCACAUUUUCUGUGUGAAUAUGGCUGAUUAGA
Molecule: messenger RNA, 1072 nt
Organism: Bombina bombina (fire-bellied toad)
Lineage: Eukaryota; Metazoa; Chordata; Amphibia; Anura; Bombinatoridae
Gene: TRAPPC4
Product: trafficking protein particle complex subunit 4
Exons: 5
Coding region: 112-771 (219 amino acids)
Biological process (GO): endoplasmic reticulum to Golgi vesicle-mediated transport
Cellular component (GO): TRAPP complex
Source: RefSeq, a predicted model, not a curated record